Molecule: messenger RNA, 1008 nt
Organism: Capronia epimyces CBS 606.96
Lineage: Eukaryota; Fungi; Ascomycota; Eurotiomycetes; Chaetothyriales; Herpotrichiellaceae
Product: NADPH2:quinone reductase
Exons: 1
Coding region: 1-1008 (335 amino acids)
Molecular function (GO): oxidoreductase activity
Source: RefSeq, a predicted model, not a curated record
AUGGCCACCAUACGUGCCGUCGACAUUAAAGGAGGCACAGGCCCCGUCUCAGCACUCUUCAUCAACUCGGAGACGCCCAAGCCAGUCCCCACGGGCAGCCAGGCGCUGGUCAAGGUGAAAGCUUUCGGUCUCAACCGGAUGGACCUCCUCCAACGUGAGGGGAGAUAUCCUGUUCCUCCGCAGGCUCCCAAGACCCUUGGCGUUGAAUUCUCCGGUACAAUCGAGUCGUUUGGAAGCGAGCCCGAGCGCGGCUUCAACGUCGGUGACGAAGUGUUUGGACUUGCGUACGGAGGCGCCUACGCCGAAUACAUCGCGGUCAGCACGCACAUGCUGGUGCACAAGCCCAAGGAACUGAGCUGGGAAGAGGCCGCGGGCAUUCCGGAGACAUGGAUCACCGCCACCCAAGCAUUGUACGUGGUGGGCGGAUUCGUACCCGGUAAGAGCGUGCUGUGGCACGCCGGCGCAAGCAGCGUGAGCAUUGCCGGGAUCCAGCUCGCGAAAGCAGACAACGCCUCCGCCAUUUAUGUGACGGCGAGUUCGCGAGAGAAGAUCGAGUUCUGCAAGUCCCUGGGGGCCACUGAGGGAUUCAGCUACAAAGACGGGGACUGGGCACAGGAGCUCCUCAAGUACACGGAUGGGAAGGGGGUAGACUUCAUUAUCGACUUUGUGGGCGCCAACUAUUUCAACCAGAACCUCGACGUCGCCGCCCGGGACGGACACAUCGUCAACCUGGGCCUCAUGGGCGGAGCAGUGGUCAAAGGAGACGUCGACAUCGGUCGCUUCUUGUUCAAGCGGAUCAGGUACGAAGGUAGCACUCUGCGCAGCCGCGACGAAGAAUACCAGGGCCGCUUGAGGGAUACGCUAGUAGAGCAUGCGCUGCCAAGGUUCGUGGACGGAACGUUCAAGGUGGUCAUCGACAAGGUUUUCAAGUGGGAGGAUAUUCAAGAAGCCCACGAGCUUCUCGAGUCGUCAAAGACCAUGGGCAAAUUGAUUUGCACCAUCGACUGA